This is a messenger RNA of Protopterus annectens (West African lungfish), 4052 nucleotides long. It is a transcript of the gene KCNJ9, whose product is annotated as potassium inwardly rectifying channel subfamily J member 9. Gene Ontology annotation, cellular component: plasma membrane. The coding region runs from base 738 to 2033 and encodes 431 amino acids. Lineage: Eukaryota; Metazoa; Chordata; Ceratodontiformes; Protopteridae. Gene Ontology annotation, biological process: regulation of monoatomic ion transmembrane transport; potassium ion import across plasma membrane. Gene Ontology annotation, molecular function: G-protein activated inward rectifier potassium channel activity. The transcript is spliced from 4 exons. The record is from RefSeq and is a predicted model, not a curated record.
CUUCCAUUAUUUCUGGCCUAUUCAGCUGGGAGAGAAGGAGAGAGGGAAAGACAAGAGCGAGAGAAAGAGGAACACAGCAAGGUUUUAGAUAGUGGGGGGGGAGACUGUAACUAGGGGUUUCUAUUGGCAUUAGGCAGCUGACAAUACACUAGCUAAACAUGCACGGACACACACACACAUGCACGCACACACGCACUCACACAUACUAGCCUGAUCUUGCUGUUCUCCCUUGGAAGAGAGAUGAGGUAUUUUUAGUAACUGGAGCAAACUGUAUGCAGCCCUGGAAGUGAAAUACAAACUGCUAGACCAUCCUUUCCUACUUAUCCAGGUGAGGACGGCAACGCAUUUGUCUAGAUCCCUCCCUCCCGCCUCUCUCUUCAGACUACAUUUAAAGUGAAGACUUCAAGCAGAAUGGAAAGAAAUAGAGUUUUAUCGUUUCCAGGAAGCAGAAAUGGAUUAUUGCUGAAGAAAGAGGAAUGAACUUGCUGAAUAACAGAAGUGUCUGGAGAUUUGCAAAACAAAAUAAACAAACAAAAAAAAGCUUUAGGCUGAAUAGAAAUACUAUUCUGGAGUUUAGCGGUGAUGAUGAUCAAGUUUCACUGUAUAAAUUCCCAUAGAUCCGCAUGUACAGCAGCGAUGUGGAUUUUGCCAGAAUACUUGAAGACAUGUAUAAGCUUAAGACACAUUUGGUGACAUUCCAUUUUGCUUAUAGACGCUGACUAAUUGUAAAAGUGAAUAUGGCAGAAGAAAAUGCUGCCUUCUCUGCUGUCCCUGAGUCUCCGUUUUCUGAUACAAAGUCCCCUGGAGUAGUGCUGCCUGCUAAACUUGCAAAACAGGAAUGGGAUGACAUUAAACCUGUGAAGAAACCUAAAGGUCGCCGCUGUCAGCGCUAUGUUGAAAAAGAUGGACACUGCAAUGUCCAACAUGGCAACAUGCAAGAGACUUAUCGCUAUCUGAUGGACAUCUUCACUACUCUUGUAGAUCUGAAGUGGCGUUACAGCCUCCUGGUAUUUAUUAUGGCAUAUGCUGUCACCUGGUUGUUCUUUGGAGUCAUCUGGUGGUUUAUUGCUUAUUGUCGAGGAGACUUGGAACACUUGGAAGACCAGACUUGGACUCCAUGUGUCAACAAUCUCAAUGGAUUUGUUUCAGCCUUUCUUUUCUCUAUUGAGACAGAGACUACAAUUGGUUAUGGCCAUCGUGUAAUCACAGAUAAGUGUCCUGAAGGCAUCAUCCUCCUGCUUCUGCAAGCAAUUCUUGGCUCAAUGGUCAAUGCUUUUAUGGUGGGUUGUAUGUUUGUCAAGAUCUCCCAACCCAACAAACGUGCUGAAACUCUGGUGUUCUCCUCUCACUGUGUAAUCUCACUGCGGGAUGAUCGACUCUGUCUUAUGUUUCGGGUAGGGGAUCUACGAAACUCUCACAUUGUGGAGGCUUCGAUCCGAGCUAAGUUGAUUAAGUCUAAACAAACACUGGAAGGAGAAUUCAUCCCACUUAACCAGACAGACAUUGAUGUUGGCUUUGACACAGGUGAUGACCGCCUCUUCCUUGUCUCACCUCUUAUCAUCUGUCAUGAGAUCAAUGAGCAAAGUCCCUUCUGGGAGAUAUCACGAGAGCGUCUUGAGAAGGAUGACUUUGAGAUUGUGGUAAUUUUGGAAGGCAUGGUGGAAGCCACAGGUAUGACAUGUCAAGCUCGCAGUUCAUACUUGGUGGAUGAGGUGCUCUGGGGACAUCGAUUUAUGCCAGUGCUCAUGUUGGAAGAUGGCUUUUAUGAGGUGGACUACAAUGCCUUCCACCAGACAUUUGAGGUGCCCACACCUUCCUGCAGUGCCCGGGAACUGGCAGAGGCUGCAGCCCGUUUGGAUGCCUACCUGUAUUGGUCCAUACCAAGUCAGCUAGAUGAGAAGGCUGAAGAGAUGGACAAUAGUCGAGGAGGGGAUGGAGGACUCAUUGCCAGGGAGAACAUUGAAAAGGAACAUAAGCUUUCUGAAAAGCAGAAUGGCACUCUUACUGGCCCUGAAAAUGAAUCAAAAGUCUGAUAAACGAUUGCUGUUUAUUACCAAGGCCAUUUGCAAUUGCUUGCCUACUUUCUUCCAAAUCAAAUAGACUUCAAGCAACUGGAAUGUUUUUAUUUUAAAAGAAUAGCUUAUUUUAAUGCCUUGUGAUGGGGUUGAACUUGUUAUAUAUUAAUAUGUUUUGUAAAAGAUCAGUAUUUGGCAGGUACCAAUAUUAACCAACAAUCCCUAGUUCUGUACACAGCUGAGCUGUGUGGGAAUAUUCAGGUAUGAAAAUACAAGCCCAGCAUGCCAUACUGGAGGGAAAACAGAGGGUGUCUGUGUUCUUUGUCUUCCCCUUUCAGUUAAAGUGUAUGACUUUUUUGGUAGAGAGGCACAAAGAUAAAAAACAUUUUGUAGAGUUUCACCAUCCAAACAAUGGAGGGCAAAAGGAAGCCCUGUAUCACUCUGUUUUCCUUGGAACAGAAAUGCAACUACGCUAACUACAGUUCAAAUGUAAUAAAUAUAUAAGUCUGCAGAUUGGGAGAAAACUCUGGCUGUUUACUUCCUAAACACAUUGUAAGGAAGCUUCUUGAUCAUGUCAUUAUUUUAGGAUAAAAAAACAUUAUUUCUGUCAGCUGUGGGCAUGUAUAUGCUUCCUAUAUGAGCUGGUGUUGUCCUAACUGAAGUACUGUUCCAACAAAAAGAGAAAUGCUAGGUUUCCUUUGGCCUUUCCUGCAUAUUGCAAGAAUGUCAGGCUCUGCUGUUGCUAAGUCCUUAGGCAUUAUGCUGUGGAGAUGCCUAAACAGAAGUGUUCCUCGUAUUUCAGUAAUGCAGGCUACAUCAGAGAGUGAAGAUGUGUAUGCAGUAAUUAUUUAACUCUGUACCCUUCUUUAUCUGACCCAUGUUUACUCAAACCACUGAAAAGAUAAAGGGGUUUUCCCUCAUAUAAUAUCUAAAUACUUCACAAACUGUGUAUUUGUGUGUAUGUGUGUGCACCUCCGCACACUAUGACAUCCUGCUGGGAAUCUAGAGCAUCCAUCACAGAUUCUAUUAAUCACCUUUCACCAUCAGUAAAAGCCUGAGACUCCUGAGAAAGCCUUCCUUUGACUUGUUGUAUCUUCCCCAAGCUGUAAGCCCCUACCCACACACAGACAAACAGUGAAACACAUCUUCAUGCACACACACACACACACACACACACACACACACACACACACACACACACACACACACACACACACACACACACACAUGAGCAUGAGUGCUGCAGCUAGCCUGUAAGUAAACAGAGGGUACUUACUGUAGAAAAUCAAUGACCUUUUCACCUGUAGUAGAUGUGAGUCACCUGCAGCAGUUGUAGUGGCGAUUUGCAUUGUUCCUACCACAAACAGUGCUAGUUUUUAAUGGUGCAGUCCUCAUUUUCUCUUCUGUUUUGUUAUAUCUAAAUAUAUGAGUUGUUCAGAGAAGCCUGUAUUUAUCGUUUCAUUAGUGUAGGUGCUGCUGUUGAUAAAGUGAUGAUUUCAGACUUCAGCACAAUUUACCAGCAUGAAAUACAUCACAGUACAUGCAUAUGACUGUGCCGCCUCUCUCUCCCAUCAUACCAGUCUCAGAGGAUAAACAAGAGAUUUCUCUGUUCUGUGCUGUCACCCCCUCAUUUUUCACCAAUGCAUUUAGUCUUUUUUCCAUUGUUGUGAGACCCUUUAUAUUUCCUUUUUUUGCAUUAUAGUGAUCACAGUACAGAUAGCCUGCAAUUCAUCUAGCCUGUAGAUUAAAAUGUUUAAAGCUCUACAACUGUCAAGUUUUUAACCCUUCAGGUAGAUUUUUGAGAAGAGAUUGCACAUUGCUUCUUUGCACAGACUGGACUUCCAAACAGGCGAUGUCUAAUAAAAAAAUCAAGAAUGAACCGCAGAGGAUCGUCUAACUCCUAGCAAGAUGAAAACCUAUAUUUGUUUAACUGGAUGUAUGUGUAGCCAAAGGUGGAAGUCUAAAUAUAUUUUGUUGUUACUAAGCACAAUAUUUUAGGACCAUGCAGAAACUAUGUAAAUACAGUGCUAUGAAAUA